Molecule: messenger RNA, 651 nt
Organism: Aspergillus melleus
Lineage: Eukaryota; Fungi; Ascomycota; Eurotiomycetes; Eurotiales; Aspergillaceae
Exons: 2
Coding region: 1-651 (216 amino acids)
Source: RefSeq, a predicted model, not a curated record
AUGACCACCCAAGCAACAAGCCCAACCGGAAAGGGUCACAACGUCAUUUCCACCUCUCAAAGCUUGACGAUGCAAGCGCGCUCCUUGACCAGCGUAACCCGCUCCAUCGGUUGCAAAGCCAUCUCGAAAUCCUCUUGUAACGUCGGGACUCGGUUCCUCCACGCUCAACCAUCGCUCUCACAGUCAGAUCUACGCUUCUCCCGCCCACCUGCCACACCAGCCACUCGUAUCUCGAGACCUACCAGCGGACUCCCUACCCUCAAUACUACUCGUCUACACCGAAAUAUACACCUACAAACGAGAGCCAUGUCAUCGGACACCAUUCCCGACCGCUACAAGCUGGUCUUCUUCGUGCCCCACUCGCAUCUCGAUGCCGUCAAGGACGCCGUGUUCGCAACGGGCGCCGGCACCUUCCCGGGUGGUAAAUAUGUCAAGUGUUGCUUCCAGAUGCCCGGACAGGGACAGUUCAUGCCAGCCGGGGGCGCGAACCCGACGAUUGGCGCGGUGGGAACGUUGGAGUAUGUCGAGGAGAUGAAGGUCGAGGUGAUGUGUUUGGGACGGUCGAUUAUGUUGCAUGCGGUGGAGGCGUUGGUCAAGGCGCAUCCGUACGAGGAGGUGGCGUAUGAGGUUUAUAAGAUGGAGAAUGUAUGA